Molecule: messenger RNA, 3759 nt
Organism: Chroicocephalus ridibundus (black-headed gull)
Lineage: Eukaryota; Metazoa; Chordata; Aves; Charadriiformes; Laridae
Gene: NPNT
Product: nephronectin
Exons: 13
Coding region: 175-1935 (586 amino acids)
Cellular component (GO): membrane
Molecular function (GO): calcium ion binding
Source: RefSeq, a predicted model, not a curated record
CCCGGCAGCGCGGCGGGCGGAGAGAGAGCAGGGUCUCGCCGCCCGAUCUGUGGCAGCGCAGCCGGUGUCGGCGGCAGCCGGACCCCUCUGCCCCGCGGUCCGCCGUGCAGCGAGGCGGGCGGGAGCGCCUCUGCUGCCCAGCCCGAGCCGCCUGGGCGGACCACCCUGCCGGCCAUGGAGCUCUCGCUGCGGCUGCUCCUGGCGUCCUGCCUCUCCCUGGGGGCGGCCGGGGAGUUUGACAGAAGGUGGCCCAGACAAAUAGUCUCCUCCCCAGGACUGUGUCGGUUUGGAAGUAGAAUUGACUGCUGCUGGGGCUGGGCCCGAUUGUCCUGGGGACAAUGCCAACCUUUCUACGUCUUAAGGCAAAGAAUAGCCAGCCUAAGGUGCCAGCCCAAAGCUAUAUGCCAGCCAGGAUGCAAACAUGGUGAAUGCGUUGGGCCAAACAAGUGUAAGUGCCACCCGGGAUACACUGGAAAAACCUGCAACCAAGAUCUAAAUGAGUGUGGACUAAAGCCACGGCCAUGCAAACACCGGUGUAUGAAUACCUACGGCAGCUACAAGUGCUACUGCCUGAACGGCUACAUGCUUAUGCCAGAUGGAACGUGCUCAAAUGCCCUUUCUUGCUCGAUGGCAAACUGUCAGUAUGGCUGUGAUGUACUGAAAGGGGAAGUACGCUGCCGAUGUCCUUCUCCAGGACUGCAGCUGGGGCCUGAUGGCAGGACUUGUGUAGAUAUUGAUGAAUGUGCUACUGGGAGAGUUAUCUGUCCACGAUUUAGACAGUGUGUCAAUACGUUCGGAAGCUACAUUUGCAGGUGUCACAAAGGCUUUGAUCUAAUGUACAUCGGAGGCAAAUACCAAUGCCAUGAUAUAGAUGAAUGUUCCCUUGGCCGCCAUCAGUGCGGUAGUUUUUCACGAUGUUACAAUACACCAGGAUCCUACAAAUGCAAGUGUAAAGAAGGGUACAGAGACAAUGGAACAAACUGCAUACAAAGGCCAGUGACCAGGCCGACGACUCGACCUACACCCGUGCCGACGACUCGACCUACACCCGUGCCGACGACUCGACCUACACCCGUGCCGACGACUCGACCUACACCCAGGCCGACGACUCGACCUACACCCAGGCCGACGACUCGACUGACACCAAAGCCAACCAUUAGGUAUGUGCCGAUGACAACAAGGCCAGUAACGAAGCCAGUGACAAGGCCUCCACUUCCAACAGCACCUCAGUCUACGACGUUAAGACCUACACUACCACCACAAAGAACUCCUCAGAUAACAACUGAAGAGCCUUCACAUGUUCCCUUUGAAACUACACCUUCCCAAGGAAUUACAGAUGACAACAGGAUCCAGAGAGAUCCUCAGAAACCCCGAGGAGAUGUGUUCAUUCCGCGCCAGCCUGGAGUGAGCAAUAAUCUCCUUGAAAUACUUGAAAUUGAAAGAGGGAUUACCGCCGAUGAAUUUGAAGCAAACGAUGACCCAGGGGUGCUGGUGCACAGCUGUAAUUUUGAUAGUGGACUGUGCGGAUGGAUCAAGGACAAAGAUGACGACUUGCACUGGGAACCAGUGCGAGAUGCGUCAGGGGGACAGUAUCUUACCAUCCCUGACCCCAAAGGCAAAGAAGGAAGAGUAGCGCAUCUCAUCCUGCCCUUGGGUCACACGCCUCAGGCCGGUGACUUGUGCCUCUCGUUUAGGCAUAAGGUGCCCGGCGGGCAUUCUGGUGCCCUCCAGGUCUUUGUAAGGAAAAACGUCGCUCACGGACCAGCUGUUUGGGGAAGAAAGGGUGGCCAUGGCUGGAGACAGACACACAUAACUUUACGAGGACAAGGCAUCAAGAGUGUUAUUUUCAAAGGGGAGAAAGGGACAGGAAGAACUGGGGACAUUGGACUAGAUGAUGUGAUCUUGAGGAGGGGACGCUGCUCUGAAGAGCAUUAGCAAAGACAAUGGACCAGCACAGUCAUCUCCUCUAGGCCUUCUUGUGCUGUUCCUACCAAGCUUUGAAGCAGAACCGCACAAAAAAGAAGAAAAUGGUCUGCUAAGUGCAAUCUCACUGAAACGUCAUUUAAAACCAUGGAGAGACCAUCCCAGGAUUCAGGAACACCAACCCCAUACGCUGGCUGUUUCUAUUAAUCCUUACCCCUACAUCAUAUUCUGUAUGUCAUAACUUUGUCCCCUGUUAAGCUGGUGAGUGCUCGCACAACCAGCACUUGUGAAAAAGGGAGAAUUAAUUACAAAUGGCGGCAAAAGAAAGCUCCAGCUUAGAAAGGUUUAGUAGUAACAGACAGUCAAGAGUAGCUAGUGCUACUCUUUCAUUGAUUAGAUUCGAUAGACAGUGGGAUUGAUCUAGCUUCCGAGUCACCUCAGAUUAGCGUAAGGCCGGACCUGGCCUUUGGCUUACUGCCAUCGACCUUUGAAGAAGGGUUUGCUUCAUAUUAAAUAGCAUUUAUUUUGGCGUUGCAUCUGUAGUAACAAAAAGCAGUUAUAUCGAGUAGGCGCUGCAUCCUGUAAUAUUGCUACUGCUGUGUUUUGUGUAUAUGUGUAUGGUUAUUAACAUAUUUAUGGUUUUAAUAUUUACAGACUCUAGUUGCAAGGUAAUUGGCAGCCGCGCUUUCUUAUUGUACAAGACGGCAUAUUCUUUGAUCCCGCUGGUCGUGCUGAUAGAUACGUUACCAAAGUCAGUUAAUGGUGCUCACUGAAAAAUGCUGGUGCAGUUUUUCAUGUUGUAAUAUGCUGAAGGCAAAAGACCAAACCCUUACCUGAUAUAAACUGGCAUCCCAUAAUGCUGGACACGUUUGCGUGUAGCUCAGGAGCCAGCCCUAAAGGGCCCUCAAUCCUGCAAGAAACUCCUGGUUCAGCUGAAGACGGAGCAGCCUGGAGAAGACAACUGGCAUCUUGUAAGACUGAGCCCGUUGACGCUACCGGGAACGUUCCCUUGCCGCAGGUGGGACAAGCCUACGCGGAAGCAAACAGGGCAGUCGCCGUAACGCUGUAUGAACAACUCCGACUGUGAAAUGCCUUGAGCGACCUUUGUCAAACGUCCAUAUUCCAUCCAACUCUUCUGUAUAUAAUAAACAUUUUAUUCUUUAGAACUAGAACAACUAUUAGCUCUACCUGGAACUAAAUAUUUAUCAGAACUUUGGACUAAUUUCUUAGUUAUGUAUCAUGCAGGUGCAGUUUCCCAGGGAAUUCUUCUGUUUGGUUUGUGGUUUUUUAAAUAAGGAACGUUAUCAUCAUCAUCGCUGCGAACAAUUCUAGAUUUGACAAAGUAAUUGUAACGUUUAAGAAAAUGACAAGAGGUUGAUAAAAUGUUGUUAGUUAAAUACGAUCUAGAAUAAAUGUCAGCUUCAUACCAUGUUACAAAACCAUCAUUGAAAAAAAAAAAAACAAUUCAUGUUAAGUCUUGCACAAAGUCCACAGAGACAAAAUUGCGAGACCAUUAGAGGUCACAUUCCAAUCUCCUGUUUUUGACAAACUACUGUUUUGAAAAUAUUUUUGAGUUUGUCCCCUAGGGGAAAGCACAGUACAUAUGGCAGAAGGAAGUUUGACCAAACAGAUAGUCUCCUGCAAAACUGUACCAACAAACAUUUUGAAAAGGAAAAAACAAUGCAUUUGUAAACAUUUUUAAACUAUUUUGCUUCAAAUACGAUCUUGGGUUUUUUCCUCUAACAUUACUUUGUAAUAUGUCAGAAAUAUUUGUGAAUAAUUGAAAUACCUUGUUGUUAUUUUAAAGUAAUCAGUAAAGGAGGCUGUUACUUGCUA